This is a messenger RNA of Didymodactylos carnosus, 555 nucleotides long. The record is from the annotation of a GenBank genome assembly. Lineage: Eukaryota; Metazoa; Rotifera; Eurotatoria; Philodinida; Philodinidae.
AUGCAGCCUAAUGCAAGCCUAUUGCUACAACUACUAUUCGUAGUUAGUCAGUCAAGUUCACCACUUGUUAUAACCUUCGAUGAUGUACCAAAUAGUUCUCUGAACUAUACAACUACAAUUCCAAAUGGGUACAAGAAUUUAAACUGGACUAAUGGACUAGUAUUGAAUACAACAGGAAGACCAGAUUACCGACUGACUGGAUUUUAUACAGUAUUAAAAUCAGGACAAUUUGUAGGAUACAAUGUUGAUCAAAAACCAUUGACAAUUCAUUCGAGUGCCACUGGACAAGUAUUCAGUAUUAGUUCAUUUACUAUAGCUGCUACAUUCGUUAACAAUACUCAGUUAACUAUUGUUGGUCAACGAUCUUGUGAACUUCUCUAUACACAAACUCUUCUGUUAAAAGUUCUUCCACCAGCAACAGUCAUCGUGUUAAACUGGAUUAAUUUAGAUUCAUUAAUAUUAACUGUUACAAAUGGUUCACAAUUUGCAAUGGAUGAGCUUUCAGUUUCAAUUUCAAGCGCUGCUAUAAUAACGAGGUACAGAGCAGGGGAGUGA